UUUGCAUUUUAAUAAGAAGAAAAUCCAGAUGAAGAUUGUAGAACUGGACAUGACGUCUGUGGCGGACAAAAUGGAGCGAGUGUCAGUCGAGCAGGACGAGAUGUUUUCUCCGAUUAGUGAAGCUCAGCGUGGAAGAACAGAUGAAGAACAGCGCGGUUUCUCGGGUCCAACAACAGAGCAACAAACUCACAGCUACAGCUCAGAUCCAGAUGCUUUUUUCCAGUUCCUGGUCAAGAGUCAAAGUCAGCGAUUAGACGACCAGCGGGUGGCACUGAGCUCAUUGCCAGGGAUGGAAGCGUUCACCAUCAAAGAUCCGAAAGAUGGAAGUGUACUGAAGACAAACUUUGAUCAGAUUUGCAACCUGGUCAGCAAAGCUAAUGUAAGUUUUCCAAACAAUAUAUAAUGCAUGCUGCAAGGUUCGUUUUUUUUUUUUUAAAUCAGUGUAUAUCUAUAAGAAAGGUUUGAGAGUGAACUUCUUUACCUGUUAUGUAGAGUUUGAAGAAACACAACCCUCCAAAAACAAGCCUGACCCCCGGGGCCCAGGACUCUAUGAGAAGAUCAAGCUACAAUCCUCCAACUGCUGCUGAUACAGACACCUACAACACUCUCACGACCAGAUCAGCCUCAUACAACCCUAUAUCAGACAAGGACA
This is a messenger RNA of Carassius auratus (goldfish), 652 nucleotides long. Its product is annotated as Purkinje cell protein 2 homolog. Gene Ontology annotation, molecular function: guanyl-nucleotide exchange factor activity; protein binding. The record is from RefSeq and is a predicted model, not a curated record. Lineage: Eukaryota; Metazoa; Chordata; Actinopteri; Cypriniformes; Cyprinidae. The transcript is spliced from 3 exons. The coding region runs from base 29 to 403 and encodes 124 amino acids.